AUGCAGUUGAGAAUCGUUCUGGUUUACUCGUUUAUCUUUACCAACGUAGAUGUCUGUCGUGCAGCAGAUUCUGAUGCGCAAGACGAGCAAAAGUUAAGAAGAAAAGUGGGAGUUAGCGAUCCGUCAAUGAAAGGAGACAUAAUCACGCCACUUAACGUUAAGUCAAGCAACGUUCCACUCUUCAGUGCAUACGAUCAUCAAUUCACAACUUACUAUAAAAUGACCUGCGGAUCGUUAGUCACUGCACUAACGGGAGUUAUUGGCAACGCCAGGUUGGUAUUUCGUUUCGUUUUCUUAUCAAGGAAAGCUUCCUCUAACGAAUGCCUGCGCUGGACAACUUCCAAGACCCAGAAUACUUUUCCUAGGGAACAGUACAUCAGACCAGUCUUCAUGCUGUAUCAAACGAAGCGGAGUACUGUGUCUCUGCCUGCAUAA
Molecule: messenger RNA, 435 nt
Organism: Cooperia oncophora
Lineage: Eukaryota; Metazoa; Nematoda; Chromadorea; Rhabditida; Trichostrongylidae
Source: the annotation of a GenBank genome assembly